GGACCUGGAGACUCUCCUACUCUGUUAUUCAACUUCUCAGACUUCAGCUCAGACGAGACCAGAACCAGGACCAGGACCAGUAUCAGAUUCAGGACCAGGACCAGGAGUAGAACCAGGACCACGACCAGAUUGAGGACUAGAAGCAGGACCAGGUUUAGGACCAGGACCAGGACUAGAACCGGGACCAGGAUGUCCACUGGGGUCCGGGCGUCCCCUCCAGACGGGGGCUGGGGAUGGAUCAUCGUGUUCUGCUGCUUCAUGGUGACCGUCUGCACACGAGCAGUAACCAGGUGCUUCUCCAUCUUCUUCGUAGAGUUUCAGGCCCACUUCGGCACCGACAACUCGGCCACGUCGUGGAUCCACAGCCUGGUGGACUGCACCACAAUGCUCUGCGCUCCGCUGGGCAGCCUGUUGAUGAACCACUGGUCCUGCAGGGCGGCCGUGAUACUGGGAGGUCUGCUGGCGUCCUGUGGCCUCCUGAUCAGCUCCUUCAGCAGGAGCCUGGAGCUGCUCUACUUCAGCAUGGGGGUCCUGACAGGUCUGGGUUUUGCCCUCUGCUACACACCCGCCAUCGCCCAGGUGGGCUACUACUUCCAGCGAAGGAAGGCGCUGGCGUACGGCGUGGCCAUGUCGGGCAGCGGGAUCGGGACAUUCGUGUUGGCGCCAGUGGUGCAGCAGCUGAUCGAGCUGUACUCGUGGAGGGGGGCGCUGCUCGUCCUCAGCGCCAUCGUCGCCAACCUGUGCGUCUGCGGGGCGCUGCUCCGACCAAUCACGCUGCAAGAGGAGGUGGAUGAGGGGCCGGAGCAAUGUGACGAGAAGCAGCGCUGUGACAUCUCAGCGCAGGAUGCUGAACUCACCAUAAAACCCUCUCAAGAAUCCAAAGAUGCCCUCCUGUCAGCAGACAAGUCGUUGCCGCCAUCUUCCCUGUCUCUGAACAGGAAGUGGUGCUUCAGCUCGUGCUUCCUGUCCAGUAAGGAGUACCAGUUCCUGCUGCUGCCGGACUUCCUGGGUCUGGCCCUGUCCUUCCUGUUCCUUGGCAGCGGCUGCAGCUUGCCCUUCGUCUACCUGGUGCCCUACGCUCUGAGCGCCGGCAUCGGCCACCAGCACGCUGCCUUCCUCAUGUCAAUCCUGGGAGUCAUCGACAUCGUGGGGAACGUCACCUUCGGCUGGCUGACAGACAGGAGGUGUUUGAAGCCUCACCGUCUGUCCUGCUAUGUCUUCUCGGUGGGGAUGGAGGGUCUCUGCUGCCUCUUCGUUCCCCUUCUUCGUUCCUUCUCGCUGCUCGUUCCCUUCGCCGUCCUCUACGGAUACUUCGACGGCGCCUAUGUCGCUCUGAUCCCUGUAGUGACGUCGGACGUGGUGGGAGCUCCGUACCUGUCCUCGGCGCUGGGCGUGGUCUACUUCCUCCACGCCAUCCCCUACCUGGUCAGCCCACCAAUCGGAGGUUGGCUGGUCGACAUCACAGGAAGUUACACGGCCACCUUCUUCCUGAGCGGCGCCGCCCUGCUGGCCAGUGCAGUCGUCCUCUCUACUGUUGCCGGGAUUCGCCGCUGCCACCUGACUGUCACCAAGCACAAGCCCCUCCCCCUCAGCCCGGCCGACCAAUCAGGUUGCUUCGGUGUGCUCAGCAAGCAGGCAGCCAGUCAGAGCGUCGCCGCGUAGCCAAUCAGAUUUACCGACAUCCAAGAGUACCGUGAGCUGCGACUGGCUGGGACAGAAGCCAAUCAAAUGAGCCAGAGACACAAGAACCAACAACACUAUGACGAACUCUUUUAUUUUGAAGAGACUUCCUACUUCCUGUUUGAACUGGAGCAAGGUGCUUCAAUGCUUGUUUGUUUGUUUGUUUUGUGACACAACAGACCUAAAGACAUCUGCAGUCGAGCUCACUGAGCCAUACGGAGUCCCAGUGGUGCCAAAAAGCUGCUGGUGUGACGUUUCUGUUUCCACGGUGACCACGUUUCAUAUUUAUUCCUGCUGUCUGACCGGUUUGGUUUAACUCAGGUGUUGAUUUACCUGAGAGGAGUCAGACCUUCUGAUCUAACAGCAGCUGUUACGUCAGGUCUGAGCUGGUGUCUGAAGAGUUAAACUUUCACCACUAAAGUCGUUAAAAUCAGGAAACUAAAAGCUGCUGUUCUACAUUAGAACAUUUGGAGACGUUCUUAAACGUGUUGUUUUUGUUGCUUCUCAGAUAAACUCGAAACUCUGGUCAAUGAUGAAGCUCAGCUCAGGACUUUGGUUCCUGCUGAAGAAGUAAAUAUUUAAACACUCGAAGCCAAAGGUCUGAUCAGGAUAGUUCAAUUAUUGAUCCGAUUAUUGAUAAGCCUCACUCCAGCUCUGUCACUUAAAAAUACUUUGUGUGGAAUUAUUUGUUCCUGCUGGUCUAAAUAUUACUGUUUGUAAAAUUGAGGAUGUCAAAGUUAAACCUCUAAAGU
This is a messenger RNA of Acanthochromis polyacanthus (spiny chromis), 2432 nucleotides long. RefSeq names its product monocarboxylate transporter 12-B-like. Gene Ontology annotation, molecular function: monocarboxylic acid transmembrane transporter activity. The record is from RefSeq and is a predicted model, not a curated record. NCBI's taxonomy places the organism in Eukaryota, Metazoa, Chordata, Actinopteri, Pomacentridae. Bases 190 to 1662 code for a protein of 490 amino acids. Gene Ontology annotation, biological process: monocarboxylic acid transport; transmembrane transport. The transcript has 7 exons.